Messenger RNA from Temnothorax curvispinosus, 609 nucleotides. RefSeq names its product biogenesis of lysosome-related organelles complex 1 subunit 5-like. Gene Ontology annotation, cellular component: transport vesicle; BLOC-1 complex. Lineage: Eukaryota; Metazoa; Arthropoda; Insecta; Hymenoptera; Formicidae. The transcript has 4 exons. Bases 132 to 590 code for a protein of 152 amino acids. The record is from RefSeq and is a predicted model, not a curated record.
UGGCGGUCGGGCCGGCCGGUUUUCAGUAGUACAGCCAGUCACGUGACGGCGCACCGCCGUCAGGCGACAACGUGCCGUCACUGCCCCGUUCGACUUUCGACUCCGUUUCUAGUGUUUCUACUGGCACCGACAUGGCGUCCGUCAUCAAAGACACGGGCGAGAUCUGGGGCAGGCUGUUCGACCAUCGUCCGUUCGUCCAGGGUGAGGUCACGUUCUUCCUGCGAGAGUUUCAGGAAAGAAGGUCCGACAGGGAGGUGGAACGCCUGUUUAAGAUACUUGAAUACACAACGGAGCUGAAGGAGAGCCAGUUGGAUCGCACCGAGCAACUCGGCGAUUGCCACUUGCCCAGCCUCAAAGCGAACGUGGAUGUCGCGCUGAGUAUGUGCAACCGUGUUUUACAGAGGGAGGAAAAUUUUGACAGUGAUAACGUUCUGAGUGAAAACAGAUUACUGAGAAAAAGAGAGUGGGAGAAGUUCAUAAAUGAUAUGAGCGACAAGUGUCAAAAGGUGGACCAGACGUUUCAGGAGAAGGAAACGGAAAUACAGGAGUUCUAUGUUGACUUGGAAAAGAAAUUGCACAUUACGCCAUAAGAAAUGACAAUAACUUUUU